AAAAAGAGCGAGAAAGAAGGAGAAAAGCACACUCCCGCUAAAACAUACACUGACAAACACAAACACAAGUGUAAAAGAAGAGACCGAGUGGAUUCGUACAGUCCUCUGGAUUUAGUGGUUGGGGGGAAGAAGUUUCUUUCCCCAAAGCCAAACUGUUGUAUUAGAUUUGCAGACUCACAGAGACGAUGCCUUUCUUUUGCCUAGUCUCAAAAACCGCUCAGUGGAUUUGAUUGCCGCUCAGAUUAUUUUCUGCAAAUUAUUCCAACGGGAGGGAUUGAGAGACUGAGCCAGAGAAUGCUCCCACGGGUCAUAAGGAUUCUAUAUGUCUUGUCUUUUUGCUUUUUUCAAGGAGGCUUUAUCAGACCGGGCUCCUGUAAGGAGGAGAUAAAGUCCUCUAGUAGGACAGUCCCCUCCUCGCAGUCCCCGUCUGACUUCCUGGACAAGCUCAUGGGGAAAAGGUCUGGCUAUGACGCCCGCAUCAGACCCAACUUCAAAGGUCCGCCUGUGAAUGUCACCUGCAAUAUUUUCAUCAACAGCUUUGGGUCCAUCACGGAAACUACUAUGGACUACAGGCUCAAUGUGUUCCUACGGCAAAAGUGGAACGAUCCCCGUUUGGCUUACCAGGAGUACCCAGACGACUCCUUGGACCUGGAUCCUUCCAUGUUGGACUCCAUCUGGAAGCCUGACCUUUUCUUCGCUAACGAGAAGGGGGCUAACUUUCACGAGGUCACCACCGACAACAAACUGCUGCGGAUCUUCCAAGAUGGGAGUGUACUAUAUAGCAUCAGGCUGACUCUCAUCCUGUCCUGCCCUAUGGACUUGAAGAAUUUCCCCAUGGAUAUUCAGACCUGUACCAUGCAGCUUGAAAGCUUUGGGUAUACCAUGAAUGAUCUGAUCUUCGAGUGGUUGGCCAAGAACCCGGUGCAGGUGGCUGAUGAUCUGACGCUCCCACAGUUUGUGCUGAAAGAUGAGCAGGAUCUAGGCUACUGCACCAAGCACUACAACACAGGUAAAUUCACCUGCAUCGAGGUUAAGUUCCACCUGGAGAGACAGAUGGGCUAUUACCUGAUCCAGAUGUACAUCCCCAGCCUGCUCAUUGUCAUCCUGUCCUGGGUCUCCUUCUGGAUCAACAUGGAUGCUGCCCCGGCUAGAGUGGGCCUAGGCAUCACCACCGUGCUCACUAUGACCACCCAGAGCUCCGGGUCCCGUGCCUCUCUACCCAAGGUGUCCUACGUGAAGGCCAUUGACAUCUGGAUGGCCGUGUGCUUGCUGUUCGUGUUCGCCGCACUGCUCGAGUACGCAGCAGUCAACUUUGUCUCACGGCAACACAAGGAGUUCAUCAGACUGAGGAAGAAGCAGCGGCGGCAGAGAAUAGAAGAGGAACUGGCGAGAGACAGCCGUGGGUUUUACUUCCGCGGCUACGGACUGGGUCACUGCCUACAGACCAAGGAUGGAACAACUGUGGAGGGGGCAACGGUCUUCACCCCGCCACCCCCAGCGGUGUCUACUGUUUAUGAUGGUGAAGCGGUCCGCAAGCGCUUCGUGGACCGGGCCAAGCGCAUCGACACAAUAUCCAGGGCCGUCUUCCCUCUGAGCUUCCUCUUCUUCAACAUUUUCUACUGGAUCACCUACAAAGUGCUGCGACACGAAGACAUCCAUGCAAACUUGUAAUACGCUCUCUGCUCUAAUCCCCACAACUUCCUCAUUGUUUCAUGCUACAGUUUUUCUUCUUUCAACCAAAACUGCCUGCAAGAUAUACAUUAAAAAAGGAGGAUGAAGUGUUUGAGGCAUAUGCUUCAUAACCAUUGAUCCUAAAACUCUGCUCAGGUAGGCCUUCAGGAUCUCAGAGCGAGAGCAUGUGAGCAGAGAACGAAGUGAAGAUAUGGAUUCAAACUGGUGUUAGAUUGCAGUUUGUUUUUUGCGUUCUCUUUUAUCUUACUCUUGUUUUGACUGGAUUACAACAGAUGCUACAGACGCUAGACUAGAGACAUAACAAUGCUAGUCUUUGAACUUCUGCCUGAACUCUGAAGUCGUGGUCUUUGCCUUUAGCCAUAUUCCAAAGUGAAUAUUGAUUGUAGCUGGAUGGAUAAUGCUGACUUGAAUUUUAACUCAAUGCAUCUUUGAAUGAAUGUUUUUAAAAAAUAACAAUAAAAAGGCUUUUUUUACAACUUUAGAUUGCCAAAUGAGGGAGGGAUUGGGGUCUUUGAUAUUCUGGAUAUUUAAUGGGGUGGGGAUAUGUUGUUUUAACUACAUAUGACGAGAUUAUAUAUGUAUCACACACAAAUGUAUAAACUGUAGAUAAACAGAGUUGUUCAUCGAUUGCACACCUCACAAAUGUGUAUUUCCUUUUGUCUAACAUUUGAAUAAAUGGGAUAUUCUGCCAGGAAA
This is a messenger RNA of Salmo salar (Atlantic salmon), 2388 nucleotides long. RefSeq names its product glycine receptor, alpha 4a (gene glra4a). Gene Ontology annotation, biological process: monoatomic ion transmembrane transport. Lineage: Eukaryota; Metazoa; Chordata; Actinopteri; Salmoniformes; Salmonidae. Gene Ontology annotation, molecular function: transmembrane signaling receptor activity; glycine binding; transmitter-gated monoatomic ion channel activity. The record is from RefSeq and is a predicted model, not a curated record. Gene Ontology annotation, cellular component: plasma membrane.